Fopius arisanus is the source of this 1310-nucleotide messenger RNA. Its product is annotated as mitochondrial amidoxime-reducing component 1. NCBI's taxonomy places the organism in Eukaryota, Metazoa, Arthropoda, Insecta, Hymenoptera, Braconidae. The record is from RefSeq and is a predicted model, not a curated record. The transcript has 6 exons. Bases 78 to 1280 code for a protein of 400 amino acids. Gene Ontology annotation, molecular function: molybdenum ion binding; pyridoxal phosphate binding; catalytic activity.
UCGUUGCGCAAUAGCAGUUAAUAGUGAGUAGAAGAAUAAAGUGGCACGCGUUCACCACAGGUACCCUCAGACCUGAAAUGAAGGGGUUUUCAACUUGGCGCAUUGGAGUGGCAAGCUGUUGUGCAACAGUUACAAUGGCUUUGAUAAUGUGGAAUCGAUGGAUGCAUUUCUCUCGUGAUAAAAAAAAAGCAGUCAAUGGAGAAGAGAGUGAUGGUAAAAAUAGAGUAUCUCUGGGUGGCGAGGAGGGAGGUGAGGUGUUGGGGGAGGGAGUGGGAGAGAUAAAAGAAAUAAAGGAAAUAAAAGAAAUAAAAGAAAUAAAAGAAUUACCCCAGCCCAGCUGGAUCAAAGUGGGAGAGAUAAAAGAAUUGUACUUUUAUCCACUCAAGUCGGGACGAGGGCGGGAGGUUCUGGACUGUCAGUUCACUGAAUAUGGAAUUGCGUUGGAGGAUAAAGAGGGUUUGAUUCUGAGGGACAGGAUGUUUUUGGUGUACAAUGAGGAGACCGGAAAGUUUAUAACAGGAAGAAAUUAUCCGACGCUAAUUCUGGUGACUUUGACGACUGUAGAUGAGUCCAGGGUUCAACUCCAGGCAACUGGAGUUCCGAAUUUAAUAUUUGCCUUGCCCCAGUCUUCAAAUGAUUCGUUGGCCAUCACCUGUAAAAUGUGGUUUGGCGAAACCGUGAAAUGUAUCGAUUGUGGACCAGCGCCUGCCCAAUGGAUAUCGAAAUUUCUGACGGGCACCGAUUCAGGGCUCAGGAUUGGCAUCGCGAUGAAGGGACGGAGGAGUAUCCUCAAAGGGCCAUGGGAGAGAUUCAAAAAAGUUUAUGAGACACUGAGAAGUGAAGACACGGGGUUCUUUGCCGAUUUAGCGAGUUACAUGCUGAUGUCGAAGUCCUCUCUAGACGAAUUGAAUUCAAGAUUGGAAAAUUGUGUUUCUUCUCUGCAAUUUCGUCCAAAUAUCGUUGUAUCUGGGAGUCUACCAUUUGACGAGGACAAUUGGGAGUGGAUAAAGAUCGGUAACAGCGCAGUCAUUAGAAAUGUGAAACCCUGUCCGAGAUGCUCAAUGAUCGGAAUCGAUCCUCAUUCAGCCGUAAUAAAUGACCAAGAGCCAUACAAUAUAUUAAAAUCAUUCAGAGAACAGACGGAUGAUCGAAAAAUCAAAGUAGAUGGAAAAGCGCCGGUGAUGGGGAUUUAUUGCGGAUUGUAUUCAACCGGAAAUGUGAAAAUCGGUGAUGAUGUUUUUGUUCACAUGCCGAAAACCGUUUGUACCACUCCUGUAUAGCGUUUUAAUAAAAUUCCAACAACAAAAGCA